Molecule: messenger RNA, 4178 nt
Organism: Meira miltonrushii
Lineage: Eukaryota; Fungi; Basidiomycota; Exobasidiomycetes; Exobasidiales; Brachybasidiaceae
Exons: 1
Coding region: 447-4028 (1193 amino acids)
Source: RefSeq, a predicted model, not a curated record
AUUGGUCUCUUGGGCUCAAGACACAAUUCAAAACAUAACACAUCCUACCGUUCGAUCAGUGAUAUCGUACAAUAGAUUUGCAAACCCUACGCUCACACCUCUACCUAGCAAGCAAGCACGAUUCCUUUACGUAGCGCUUUGACCUUACCACGUAAAACAUCAAGAGUACGGGCCCAUCGAUUGAGCUCAUUCGUGGAGUAAACCAAUCAUCCCACAACAAUUAUCAAGUCGACCUACCACAUACACACGCAAUAUUCAGCCUUUUUUUGAGAGAAGCGGUCCGAUGCCUAUUACCACCUUGACAACAUCCAACAUCCAUCUUUGAUCAACCAUAUCAUCAUUAUCGACUUCCACAUCUUAUCAAAUCCCUUCACACGCUUCUCCGAUGCAACAAUAAGCUUACUUUUCACCAAAACCCGAACCAACCCAACAAUCCCGCACCGGAAAUGCUGAGCGGAACGACUCCUAAUUUGAUUGUUAGGCCAAAGCCGCCAGGAUCAAGAAGAUCUAGCACCAAACAAGAUAGUCCAUCAGCCCUUCAAGCGAGAAAAUUCUCCGCCGAUCAACAGGAUGCUGCCAGUGCGACACUAUUGCCUUCUCCAUCAUUGACGAAUUCAGAUACAUUCAGUAUAAGCUCUGAUGCGAAACAUGCGAUGGGAUUUGAACGUGAUUUGGAUUUGGAUUUGCCUUCCGAUUUAACGGAAGCGUUGGAGAAGAGCAUGCAAAGACGACCGAAGAGGAGCAAUACUUCAUCGAACAAAGAGAACGUUAACCCGUUUGACCAUCUCCAAGAAGGUGCUGCUGCUCAAAUGAAAGAAUCUUCCAAUCAGUAUGCCGAAAACCAAGCAGAUAUCGAAUCGAGUGCGGAUAGACUAGCGCAUUCAUUCGAAGGAAAAGCAGAAUUGCAACAUAGAAGUACCAUCUCAAUCGAUUCACAGAACAUCGGAUCAGAUGCAAGUAUUGAUGAAAACUGGAUUGGUGAUUUAUCACGAGAAGAACUGGAAACGCUUUUAUUUGAAUCUCGUCAAAUAAUCAAAGAGCGGGAAAGAGAUCUUGGCAUCGCAGCUGCAAUCGGCAAGGCACUUUUAGACAAAAACAUCAGCCUGCGAAGCCGCCAUGAAGGAAUUGUUUCGAGAUUUUCAAGUAUGAACAGCAUGGAACGUAUCAUUGCCGAUCAAAGCAAUGAUGUCAAUACACCUCUUCCGCGCUAUUCUCCUCCUCAUAGCGAUUCAGCAAACAAUCGAAAUGAGAUCGAUCAGAGAACGCCCAGACCAGGAGAGAUGCCACAAUCGGGUAGCGGAUACUUUCAGGGCAUGACCGCAAGUCCAUCUGCGAAGCGAAUGGCAAACGUUCAAAGAAGCGAAAGCAUAAUAGAGGAAUUGGAUGAAAGACAACUGUGGAACUCUUCGGGGAAUUAUUUUGUACCAUCCAGACCAGCUUCUCCGCAUGCGGCUACAUUCGGCGACACUUCUCUUUCCAGUAUUUCUGCCAGUGAAACACAUCGAAGGCUUGAGCUUAUCAGUCAACAAAAUGAUGAUUUAUUGGAACAAAUCAGUCAACUUCAUGUAGAAUCGGAAGAUGCAAAACGAGAAGGUGGAAAACGUCAAAAGCGAUUGAUUCGUGAGAUUGAUGGUCUUAGGGCCGAAUUGGAAGCUGCUGAAGCCCGUACGAUGGAGCUGGAACGAAAUGCGGAAAUGCAGAAAAAAGCACUCGAGGCUGGUCAAGAACAAGUGAAGAAACAACCUUGGCGAAGACGUGGCAAGAUGCCAUGGCAAAGUCCGGGUAGCAAAAGGAAAAAUUCUCAGAAUGACGGACGUGAUCAGACGGAAACGAAUGAGAAGGAUGUUCGUGCGGAAAGUUCAAGUAUGCUCGGUGAAGAUGGAAAGGAUGCAGAUGCACUUUCUCUUACGGGACAAUCAGAAUCAUCCAUGUCAAUUUCUGGUAAGUCACGCUUGCAAACAGAUGGAGAACGUGCAAUCGUGUCUCAAUUAAUGGCAAAGGUACGUGAAUUGGAAGAGAUCAAUAUCUCUCUAAUCAAAGAUGCACAUGAACGUGAUGGACGAAUUGGAAGAUUUUUGGAGGAUAGCGAAAGAAUUCGUGAUUUGUAUGAUGCAGUGGAGAGUGAAGCAGUUUCUAAUUUAUCCGCCGAGCCAUCUAUACAAGACUUGACCGUUAUGGGUCAAGACUCUACUCCAAUGUCAUCUGCUGCUGCAAGUCCGAUUGCCAGGAGAAGACGUGCGCCUGGCAACAGACAUUUGAUCGAAAAUCGUCGUACUGUACGUGCGGCAAUGCAAAAUGAUCAUGAGAAUCGUAGCCCGGUCGUACAACUUGAUGACUUUUUCGAUGAUAGUCUGAAUAAUAGCAGCGUUGAUUCUUCGCCUGUCAAAGCAAGACCUUCACGCAAGAUGUUACGACCACGAAUUUUGAUCACACCUAGCUGUGAAGACUUGCAUGCUCGGUCAGAAAACGAUCGUGCUUUUGGAUGGGAGGAUGUCGAUCAGGAAGGAAGCAGUCAUUAUGGACAAAUGACGAAAUCGAGCUCAGAUCCGACAUUGUACGAAGAUCAAGUAGAAGAGAAGACACGCAAAGGAUUGAUACAUCGUGCUAGUGAUAGUAAUCUAGGCAGCAUAUCCUCUCGUUCCAAUCACAAUCUUCACCGCAGUCUGGGUAGUGAACUCGGAAGUGUCUACGGUGACCGUGAUGUAGAAUACGACGAUGACGAUGCACCUCAGCAAGACGGAGAGGAAAGUAGUCCUUCACGUCGUAGUCUAUACUCUUCUGAUCGUCGUAAAGGCAAAGCACCACGUAAAGCUGCAAGUCAAGCAAGUUUGAGAAGCAUGAGUGAGGCAGGAUCGGAUAUUGCAGAUCUGAAGUGGUCUAAUGGAAGUACAUGGACCCUUCGAACCGAAUACGAUUUGCCAGAGAUUGACGAUAAGCCAUACAAGGCAAUCGCUGCGGCCCCAAGUCAAGAAUUAGCUAUCAUUCCAACCCAUCAAUCCCUUUCCAGAAUUGCCGCUAGACCGGAUGGUGAAUGGUAUUCGAACGUUGCACAAAGCUUGCUGCCUCGAGGCGCUCUGAGGAACGAUGUAGAAACAAGUCAUGACAACUAUUCUCUGUUAGAGAAACUUACAAAGAGCGUUCCCGUUCAUUGGGCUGAUGACGAAGAUUUUGGCAAACCAAUCACAGAACGAGAAGCGAUCAAUUUGGGUCUUUUGGAAGAUAAGAGAGACCGGAAUCGUAUUGGCUCUGGAUCUCGAACGGCACGCGGGAUGCUUUCGUGGAUCAAACCACUUCGCACAAAAACAAGAAAAGCAGAAGAUGAGACUGAAACGACUAGUAAAAUCUCAUCAAAAAGACAGAUCGAAACCGCUGAAGAUGUAGAACGUAGGCGAGCUUUGGAAAGACUUCUACGUGCUAAAAGAAUUGCUGCAUUGCAUGAUCGUAUUUUAGCUGGUCAGAUGAGCGAAGAAGAAGCCCGAGCCAAAGGAGCUUUUGAUUCAUUGGAUGAUGAAAAUCAAAGUGUAUUGGCAAAUUUAUCUUUUGAGGCAGAAGUUACUCAACGUGCACUUGCUUAUCGUACAGUCAGACGUAGACAGAUGUCAAAUGGCAUCUAUUCUGGUGAGCAAGACCAGUUGUCUAGAAUUCCUCGAAGCGGUUCUUCACGUUCUUCAAUCCACGAUAUCCGCCAGCUAAGUCGAGAGCGAAGGGGAGUGCAAGGCGAAGGUGAGAAGAAUUCAUCAGGUGAGAUCCGCACGGAAGGAGAAGAAUCGUUCGAAUUUGUCGAUUUGGAUCCGUCAAAGAGAAGACCAGGAAGACGUGGAACGGAUUAUUAUCCAAUCACAUUACGUGAACGUUAUAAACCUGAAAUGGUAAAACAACGUAUGCAAAAUUUUAGUAACGAAACGAUGACAUGGGCAAUGGCUUGGGCAACUUUUAGCAUAGUGAUGGUAUUUGCUUUUGUUGCUGCUUUUGCUCGUGGACCAAAAAGAAUUCUUCACGGUCAACAAAUCCAACAUAAUCAACCUUGAAAAACACACAAAAUUAAAAUUGAUUUCAUGAAUACUCGGUGAUCAACAUUGUAUAUAUCCACAUUUUAGCAUUUAUUACCCUUAGAGUUCUGCACAUAUCUUAUCACAUAUGCAAUUAUAUACUUGCCACAGAUGGCCGUAAUGGCGCUU